AAACCGAUAGAGGAAAAAAAACGAGCGCGCACACAAAUAUCUAAAACCCCAAACCCACAGACCGCGCUGCGAAAGCAACGGAGAGCUCAAAUCUGGAAACUUCAAACGAAGCAAAAGCCGCAGCAAAGCAAUACAGAAAUGGCCCUCUGUUCGUUCUCCACCACUGCCACACCCUCAUACCUCUCCUCCAUUCACAACCUCUUCAAACCUCGUCCAUCUCCUUUGCUCUCACUAUCAAACCCCGCCUUUAUCUCCACUCAAAACCCUAGAAUUUCAUCAUUACAAGAGCUCCGUCUUGCGCGCUGCAGCGCUGCGAAACAGCCCAGCGAAGCGCCCAGUAAGAAGAAAAGGAAGACUAAGCGCGGUGGUGGUGGUGGUGGUGGUGGUGGUGUUGGUGGUGGUAGUUCGAGGGGUUUGGCAGUGAAGGAUGUGGAAAUUGAAGAUGGGUUAUCGGGUUCGGAAUCGAAUUCAGUGCCGUACCAGCCUCUGCGGCUGCCGAAGCCGCCGGCGGGCUUCAUCUUGGAUGAUCAUGGGAGGGUUGUGAUGGUUUCGCCUAAGAGAAUUGCUACCAUUCCUGUGUCUUUGCAGGUUGAUUCUACCAAUAAUUUUCCGUUAGAGUGUGUUAUAAGGAGAGUAUUCAGAAGUUCACAGGGGCGUGAGUGUAUGCUCCUGUGCCCAGUUGAUACGCCUGUACAGAUCUUGAAGAGUACAAAUUUUGAUGGAUGGUCAGCUGUUAGUGAUGAAGAGGUAGAAGUUAUCCUUCCUGCCGCUGCUUAUGCUCUUGCCAAGAUACACAUGCAUCUGGUACAUAGCGGAUUUUGUUAUACAGCAAGGGGAGGAUUUUGCUACUCAGAAGAUAACAUAUUUGAUUUUCGCACAGAUGAUGGUCAAGAUAUAGAUGGCUUGCCAAAUGAAGGUGUAGAAAUUACUUGCUUCCACCUGGAUGGUUCACAUUACAUGAUUUAUACACCCUCUGAUCCACUCCUUUUUGUUGCUGUAAAGGGUCAGAAUGGGCUAUUACAAAUUGCAGACGAUGAACUUUUGGAUGACCCAGCCAUCAUAAGCGCCAUAGACGAGGAAACUGAAUUCAAUGCCCUGGUGGAGGAAGAAGCUGCUCUUCUUGAAUCUCUUCUGGGGGAAAGAUAAUCAGUAGCCCUCGCGUCAACUUCAAGAAUUUGAAGUUGAUAACAAUCGUGUAUGUAAUUUUGCUUGAAAGCACUACUUUUCUUCCCCCGUGUAUAUAACAAAUUUUGUUUCACAUAUUUAAGCAACCCUGUGAUGUAAUUGUUUCGUAACUAGUACAUUAACAAUGAAAAACUCAUCUAAUGGAUCCA
Molecule: messenger RNA, 1334 nt
Organism: Vitis riparia (riverbank grape)
Lineage: Eukaryota; Viridiplantae; Streptophyta; Magnoliopsida; Vitales; Vitaceae
Exons: 10
Coding region: 139-1146 (335 amino acids)
Source: RefSeq, a predicted model, not a curated record